Ceutorhynchus assimilis (cabbage seed weevil) is the source of this 1217-nucleotide messenger RNA. The record is from the annotation of a GenBank genome assembly. Lineage: Eukaryota; Metazoa; Arthropoda; Insecta; Coleoptera; Curculionidae.
AGGUCCCAGAAAGAAUUCGAGCCAUGAACUCUAGCAUUAAACUUCUCUUGAUUGUCCGUGAACCAGUUACUAGAGCGAUAUCAGACUACACUCAGCUACGUGCAAAUGCAGCUACAUCUUCGCCAACAGCUUUACCUACAGCUUCUACAAAAUCAUUUGAGCAGCUCGUCUUGCAUCCCAAUGGGUCUGUUAAUGAAGCCUACCGACCAUUGGCUAUAUCUUUGUAUCAUAAUUUUUUGCAUAGAUGGUUGGAGGUGUUUCCUAGAGAACAAUUGCUGGUAGUCAAUGGUGAUAUGCUAAUAGAAGACCCAUUACCUCAGCUUCAAAAAAUCGAACGGUUUCUAGGGCUGGAACCACGUAUAGGAAGUCAUAAUUUCUAUUUCAAUGAAACCAAAGGUUUUUAUUGUUUGAGAAAUGAGACUUCGGAUAGAUGUUUAAGGGAGACCAAAGGUAGGAGACAUCCCAGAGUGGAUCCGCAUGUAGUGUCAAAAUUAAGAAGCUAUUUUGAGGAACAUAAUCAAAAAUUUUAUGAGCUUAUUGGAGAGGAUUUGGGAUGGCCAGAGGAUUAACAUUUAGUCUUUGUUUUGACAAAUUAUUUUUGCUUUGUUGAGGAAUAGUUUUGAGGUGUAUUUUAGUGCUUGAAGGAAGAUUAUUACAAAAACGAAUUCCUUAUUGUAAUAUAAUUAGUAUGAGUUGCUAUUUUACAAAAACCUACAUCUUGCCUUCAAGCAUUUACUUUUUGCUCAAAUUAUUAUUAAGUUGAAGAGUUGAGCUUAUUUUUCGACAGCAGCCAAUUCUUUUUGAAAUUUUUUAAAAAGGGACACAAAAGUCGUAUUAUAGCUGUGAACUAUAUAAUGAAAAAAGGUAUAGGGCAAGCUUCUUGCUUGUUAGUCGACAAAAAAUUUACUGUGAAGUAACUUACACAUAUCAAUAAAUAAACAUAUCAUAUUGUUCGUUAAUUUUAAAAAUAGGUAUAAAGUUUAUAUUUAAUCUAAAUAAUGCUUUGUUUUAAGGAAAUUAAAGAGCAAAUAACUUGUCCAUAUUUACGAGAUUGAGUAUUGUGAUUAUAAUGGAUUUUUUUGAAACAAAGCAUAUGAAUUAUUACGAUACAAGGUUUGUGAAAAUGAAUUCUGCUGUUAUUGACAAAUAAAACUGGAAUGGUCUACAAAAUUUGGAGACUAUCUACGACAGUCAGCGGUUUGAUUAAUUUAUAUCCA